CAGCAUUCCAAAUAUGACAGACACAUUUGAGCAAUACCUAUAGCUUUGGUGCAAUUAACAUACACAUGUCCACCCGUUGGAAGGUAAUUUGUAGAAGACUUUUAAGGCGUCUGUCCACUAGAAGGCAGAGUCGAUUAUUUUGUAGUUAUUUUUUCUCCCUUGCAACGAAAGCAUGUUCUAGAAAAACUACAAAAGAAGAUUCCGGUCCGCCACCAUGAAGUCUCCCCUUUAAAAAGUCCUGGAGCUAGGCUGAAGCGCUGAUUUCAAAGGGAACAAUUAAUCCGCCCAAUACCUAAAGGGCCCUGCAUGUGACCUGACCUGAAAGCCCUACCUUUUGUGUGUUUGAGUGUAGCACGCACAUGAUACACUUCUCUCCCACGGUUCUGGAUGGAUGAUAUUGGUUCACAAGUAUUACACAUUUUCUCGUUAUACUUAAUCUGUCACCAGAAUGCCUCGCAUCGAAAAUGACGUCAAGCUUGACUUCAAAGAUGUCCUGCUUCGACCCAAGCGCAGCACUCUCAAGUCGCGGAGUGAGGUUGACCUCAUACGGAGUUUCAGCUUCCGAAACUCCAAAGGCAGCUACAGAGGAAUUCCUAUCAUUGCUGCCAACAUGGACACCGUGGGAAACUUCGAGAUGGCCCUGGCCUUGCACAAGUUCACUCUCUUCACCACGAUCCAUAAGCACUACUCUGUGGACGACUGGAAGGAGUUUGCCGCUAAGCAUCCUGAAUGCAUUCAGAGCGUGGCCGUCAGUACGGGCAGCGGCGACGGCGACUUUGACAGGGUGUCGGCCAUCUUGGCGGCGGUGCCCCAGUUGCAUUUCAUCUGCGUGGACGUGGCAAACGGCUACUCCGAGCACUUUGUCAACUUUGUGAAGGACGUCCGGCAGAAGUUCCCCACACACACCAUCAUGGCGGGGAACGUGGUGACGGGAGAGAUGGUGGAGGAGUUGAUCCUGGCCGGAGCUGACAUCAUCAAAGUAGGCAUCGGACCAGGUUCCGUGUGCACCACUCGUAAGAAGACGGGCGUGGGCUACCCGCAGCUGAGCGCGGUCCUGGAGUGUGCGGACGCAGCACAUGGCCUCGGUGGACACAUCAUCUCGGACGGGGGGUGCACCUGCCCAGGAGACGUCUCAAAGGCGUUCGGCGCGGGGGCGGACUUUGUGAUGCUAGGGGGGAUGCUGGCGGGCCACACGGAGAGCGGCGGCGAGGUCAUCGAGAAGAACGGCAAGAAGUACAAGCUCUUCUACGGCAUGAGCUCAGACACGGCCAUGAAGAAGCAUGCCGGGGGUGUGGCCGAGUACAGAGCGUCUGAGGGGAAGACGGUGGAGGUUCCCUUCAAGGGCCCGGUGGAGGCCACGGUGCGGGACGUCCUGGGCGGCGUGCGCUCCUCGUGCACGUACGUGGGCGCCGGGAAGCUGAAGGAGCUGAGCCGCCGCACCACCUUCAUCAGGGUCACCCAGCAGCUCAACACCGUCUUCGGCAAUGACAGCUAGGGAGCCCUCCCCCUCCCACCCCUGCAAUCUAGUCCCAUCCCCCACCCCCCU
Gadus chalcogrammus (walleye pollock) is the source of this 1546-nucleotide messenger RNA. It is a transcript of the gene gmpr2, whose product is annotated as guanosine monophosphate reductase 2. NCBI's taxonomy places the organism in Eukaryota, Metazoa, Chordata, Actinopteri, Gadiformes, Gadidae. The record is from RefSeq and is a predicted model, not a curated record. Gene Ontology annotation, biological process: nucleotide metabolic process. Gene Ontology annotation, cellular component: GMP reductase complex. Gene Ontology annotation, molecular function: GMP reductase activity. The coding region runs from base 449 to 1495 and encodes 348 amino acids. The transcript has 10 exons.